GCCUGAAGGCAGAAUCAGUCACAGUUAUUGCGUACCCGCUGGUGGAUCGUAAAAGCGAGCGCAACGCCUUCUAUUGUUGGGCAAAACACGAAAGAAUCGAAAGAUAGUGAAAGUGUGCAUAAUUGAAAAUUGAAAGAACAAAACAUUAAACAAAACUGAAAUGAGAAAUCUAAUUUACGUGUUUGCAGCAGCAUUGUUAUGCCUCUGCGCUACCUCGGUACAGGGCGAUUUACUCGAUUGCAAUGAGAAAAUCAUACCCUCGCUAUCGGAUUUACCGAUUAUUGGACCGAAAGUGAGCAGCGCUGAGGAAAGCUCUGAGCAUCAGGUGCGCGAUUUCUUCAAAAAUGUCGGUUGCCAAAUUAAAAAGGGCGCCGAAAAGGUUUCUGAGCAGGCAAAGAAAAUUGGUACCGAGCUAAAGGAGGGCGCCAAAAAGUUUGGCGAGAAGGCCAAGGAUCUGGGUUCAGAUAUAAAAGAUAAACUUGGCGAUAUUAAGGAUAAAUUCUCAAAGGAUUCUUCGGAGGAACUUACAGCCCAUAAGCUACUUAAUGUGGAACUGAUUAAUCCGGAUAUACUCAAAGCUGAGCAACAAUGCGGCCAUGGGCAUAUUUUGGACGCUUUGGGCAACUGCAGUAAAUUGAGAAAGUGAGAAGUGAGAACAUAAGCAUAUUAUUGACUCUAAGGCAGUGAUGAUUAAUCCCAAAGAAUUAUAAAAUUUAGAGCAUUACCAAAAUACAUGUUUGUAGUUUAAAAUAUAUGUAGUUUAAAGAAGUUCCAUAAAACUGCAACAAAUACAUAUGUUUAAUAAGUAUUCUGAGUCACAGAAAUAUUUGCCAACAUUUGCCUAUAAUGCUGGAGAUUUUUAGUAUCAGAUGUUAGAUUAUUGUUAGUGAAGUUAAUAUUGCUUAAAAAUAUAUGUUUGUAUAUACAUAUGUCUAGUGUAAGAUCUGUAUGUUUAGUAUGUAUUUCAUUUUGGUAUACUGAGAACAGGCAAUGUUAUCAGCGUAAACAACGUGUAUAACAUACUCAAACCAAAUAAAGAAAAAAAAAUCAGAGAGCAUUAAAACGGCAAAAUUAUUUUAAAGAACUAAAUGUGGUAAGUAAGUAAUAAUAAAAAAAAAAAAAACAAAAAAACGUUAACUUAUGCUUGCAGAAAUCUACUAUUGUAAUCCGAUCUAAAUAAUUUCUUCGGAGAUUAUAGCAUUGCCUUAGUUAUUAGUCCAUUCCAAAUUUGUUGAAGAUAUCUCGUCAAAUGAAAAAGCUUUCUUUACUUGUUUCCGAUCAUUCAGUUUUAAUAUAAUCACGCCGAUCAUUUCAAUAUAUACUUUAUAGAGUGUCCGACUUUA
Messenger RNA from Bactrocera neohumeralis, 1343 nucleotides. RefSeq lists its product as uncharacterized. Lineage: Eukaryota; Metazoa; Arthropoda; Insecta; Diptera; Tephritidae. The transcript has a single exon. Bases 161 to 646 code for a protein of 161 amino acids. The record is from RefSeq and is a predicted model, not a curated record.